Messenger RNA from Bipolaris maydis ATCC 48331, 444 nucleotides. NCBI's taxonomy places the organism in Eukaryota, Fungi, Ascomycota, Dothideomycetes, Pleosporales, Pleosporaceae. The record is from RefSeq and is a predicted model, not a curated record.
AUGUGUAGGAUGCCCUAUACGCCAGCCGCUAAUGCUGUCUCCCGCAUAGCUUUGGCUCUGGAACCACGGUGUCAUUCAUCCACGCCACGUUUCUGUGUGUAUACCUCUGCCCAGCGAGGGGCAGCACUGAUUCUGAUGAUGGCAGACAUCAUAUAUACCUCACCAUGUAUGAUAGAAUGGCGUCCCUCGUGGUGUGCGUGCUCCGGCAGAGGUACCCCCACUAGGAAUAUUACUGACGGGGGUCUUGGCGAGAGGCAUUGUCCCUGGGGCCGCAAAGAGGCUGAGAUACCAGAUCAGACAUUGAUGAUGCCGCUCUCGAUGCUUGAAUAUCCAACAUUUGGUGGGGGAGGGACGGCAGGAGGAGAGGCUCGACGUGAACAAGCGCCAAAGCGAGAUCCGCAGCGGAGUGGCCAGGAGGUGGACCACGGGAGCAACAAGGCAUAG